Messenger RNA from Branchiostoma belcheri (Belcher's lancelet), 1653 nucleotides. Its product is annotated as gamma-butyrobetaine dioxygenase-like. The record is from RefSeq and is a predicted model, not a curated record. Gene Ontology annotation, biological process: carnitine biosynthetic process. The transcript is spliced from 8 exons. Bases 176 to 1336 code for a protein of 386 amino acids. Gene Ontology annotation, molecular function: gamma-butyrobetaine dioxygenase activity. Gene Ontology annotation, cellular component: mitochondrion. Lineage: Eukaryota; Metazoa; Chordata; Leptocardii; Amphioxiformes; Branchiostomatidae.
GUUGGCUUCACACGGAGCAAAGUCUAGAAUACCGUGUUUAGAUAAAGCUACACCUCAACUACAGCAGGCUAGUAAUCUUCUCUGGACUAUAUUUCCUCGACAACUUGUACAGGGGGUGUCUACCAAAAGUUUUUGUGGUUUAACAGAGAGCAUAAAGUCUAAGGAAGGUGUGAGGAUGGAGAGAGUUCGUCUGAACGAAGCUGGUAGGGUGGUGGAAGUGGAGUGGUCUGGCGGUGGGGUGAGCAGGUUUCCCUAUGUGUGGCUGAGGGAUAAUUGUCAGUGUCAGCAGUGCUUUAACCCCGAUUCCCACGGAAGGCUUCUUCUGAUGGCAGACUUGGACGUCAGAAUUUCCCCUGUCAGGGCUGCAGUUCAAGCAGCAGGCAGCUUGCUGACCGUUGAUUGGCCGGACGGACACCAGAGUCAGUACGACUGGCCCUGGCUCAAGGCACGGUGCUUCUCCACUCCGGCACUGGAGAAGCGAGCGGGGGACUGGCAGAGAAAGACCAGGCUCUGGGGAGCGGAACUUGCAGAUGAUUUCCCCACAGCAGAUUUUCCCGCCUUACUGACAGACGACCGCGCCCUGUACGACUUCCUGUUCCUCCUGGACUCGGUCGGCCUCGUUCUGGUGCAGAACGUCCCCUGUGAGGUCGGACAGCUGGACAGACUGGCCAAUCGGGUGGCGUUUCUCAAACUUACCAACUACGGGAAGGAGUUUGUGGUCAUGUCGAAACCUAACCCCAGUAACGUGGCGUACACCAGCGUUAAACUGGGACUACACACAGACCUUCCAUAUUACAACUAUACUCCAGGGGUUCAAAUGCUCCAGUGCAUCGAGCAAUGUAAGGGGGAGGGGGGCGACAAUUACCUUGUGGACGGCUUCAAUGCCGCUUACCAACUGAAGGAAGAGAACCCAGAAGCCUUCAGACUUCUCACAACGGUCAAGGUCAACUUCCAAAACAAAGGGACGGACUAUCACCGGUUUUUUCUUAGGGAAAGGCGCACUAUAAUCAGCCUAGACGACCAGGGCAAGGUUAAGUCUGUCAACUUUAAUGACCCGGCUCGUGACUCCAUCUUGGAUCUGCGUGAGGACCAGGUCCAGUCUCUCUAUGACGCGCUGAAGGCCUACAACACCAUCAUGUACCUGCCCAAGAACUGUGUACGGCAUAAAAUGGAAGCAGGUGAGAUGCUCGCAUUUAACAACACCCGCACCCUUCACGGCCGCAUCGCCUUCAGCCAGACCAGCGGGUCCCGCCAUCUACAGGGCGGCUACCUGGACUGGGACGAGAUCCACUCGCGCAUGCGUGUUCUCAAGACGGACCUGGGCAUCCAAGACUAGACACCUUCAUCACGAGUGUCUAACGAAUUCCGCUGCAAUAUUAUAAAAUGUCGCUAGAGAAACCAAAAUCUAAUCAUUGGAUGGCUCAUCAAGACUUGCCCACUUACCUAAGUGUCAUGCAAAUCCAGUCAUAUCAUCUUGAGUUUUCGUGCUGAACUACAUAAAUUCCUGUACAAUUCCCAGAAUUCUUGGAGAUUGCACACAAUACUAUAACUUUAGGCUCGCUCCUGAGGCGUUACCAAUAACGAUGUGUUGCUGUGCUAUGCACAGGGUAGUCACCAAGGGGCCUAAAUCCUCUACUGUGUGGUGAUGGGGUA